AAUCAUAACCUAGAAAUUUCAAAUUCUAGACCACCAUGGAUUUGGCAGCUAUGUAUACAAAUAAUCAAUUUUUCUAUUUUGGCAUGACAGUUCUGGUUAUAAUUGCUCUACCAUGCUUACUGAUUCUAAUUUUUGUUGUCUGCUAUAUUUUUGGCCUCACAACUGGGGCAAUAAUUCGGAUAUUUCUGAAGCCAUCCAAGCAAUCAAACGAUACUGGCACGGAAGAUCAGCAGAAGUUGAUGAAUUACUAUAAUUCCGAAGCUGAAGAAAAUUCCGAGUAUGGAACUCUGUCACCUGGAAAGGGGUUGCAUAACAGAUCUCCAUCCACUGAAUCAAAUCUAUCAUUAAUCAGGUCGAAUGAAGAUCUGCAAAAACAUCUCGAAAAAUCAAUUCACAAGUUGAGCAAAGAGUCGAUUACAAAAUAUCAUCGACCCAGAAAAUCUAAUGAUGAAGUACCAUUGGUUAGCAAUGAGCACCAGAAGGACAAACCGCAUCAGUCAUCUCAGAGAGCCGGAUUUUUAAAAACUAAAUUUUCCGAAUCUUCACAGACAUUUGAUGGUGAAAAUGAUAAUCAGGAACGUCGUUCAUCGAAACAAUCUAAGUCGACCAGUGAUACGUCUGUGAAAAGCUUAUUAUCACCUUAUGAGCACUUUGCUGAAUAUUAUCACACCUAUUCAGCAGCUCAAAACGCAGCUUUAAGUAUCCUGUUGUCUACCAAGGAAUCAGAUUGGAUCCCCAUAAAGGAACCUGGUCCAGAUAUUAUCGAAUACAUUGAAACUAAUAAAAAGAAAACCUAUCUUCUCAAGGCUAUAGUGGACGCAAGACCUGAUGUAAUCUCUCGCAUAGUCUUCGAUCUAAUAGAUGAAGUGCAUCUUUGGAGUCCCAAGCUAACCAUGCAUUGUACCAUGCUCAAGAUAGUAAACUUGAACACCCACAUCGUGCACUCCAUCAUCACUCCGGGCAAAGUGAUGAAGCCGAGAGAUUUCGUGCUUCUGAACCACAGAGCCAACAUGGUGGUGCUUGGGAGAGACUCCAUUGUCAUCUCGACCACCUCCGUUGACUUUGACUGUCCCCACCUACAGUCACAGCAUCGUGGUACCUUAGUCAGAGGCACAAACGGCCCGUCAUGUAUGGUAAUAACCGAAUUGCCACAUGACAGCGAAAAAAGCGAAAUUAAGUGGAUCCUGAACGGUGACCUUGGUGGAUGGGAGCCCAAGAAGAUUGUAGAUCUAGCGCUACAGGCGUUCCUUCUAAGAUAUAUGGCUGCGUUAAGGGAGCGAAUCGUACAUCUUGAGGGCAAUGUAUAAAUCCGCUCAAAAAUGUCAAUAAAUUUCGUUUGUUUCAAUAAAAUGAAUAUGUGAAA
This is a messenger RNA of Nilaparvata lugens (brown planthopper), 1363 nucleotides long. Its product is annotated as steroidogenic acute regulatory protein, mitochondrial. Bases 36 to 1307 code for a protein of 423 amino acids. Gene Ontology annotation, molecular function: lipid binding. The record is from RefSeq and is a predicted model, not a curated record. NCBI's taxonomy places the organism in Eukaryota, Metazoa, Arthropoda, Insecta, Hemiptera, Delphacidae. The transcript is spliced from 7 exons.